AUGGACAUCCUAGGAAGAUUGCCUAUUGAAUUGCUUCCGAACGUGUUCAAGUAUAUGGAAAGGUGCCAAUUGGCGAGAUUGAGAAACCUGAUUGCUGAUGAUCCUCUUUCACCAUUAUUACAAUAUAUUGAUUGUGUGUUGUUUGAAAGAAUUUUCAUUUUCCGAAAGUAUCGUUAUUUUCCAAAAAUUAAAUUGAAGAAUCUUUCAUUUUUUUUGGCUUGCCAUGAUUUUUUGAGAAUUACUUACUAUACGUGUUGGUACGAUAUGGAAACAGUAUGCUUUGUUUGGGAAACCAUUCACGAUGAAGAUAUGAUGGCGUUUAUCCACAAAUACGUCAAAUCAAUUAUUUGCGACUUUGAUGAACAUCUUGAUGCUAUUGAUUUAGAAGCUUUUGCGUUUAUUAUCAAUUCCGCUAGAAACUUGAAAUUCAUUAGAAUACCAAUGAUGAUUCCUGGAGUUACCAAAACAUGUGAACAAAUGGAAAUCGUCACAACUGUUGCUGAAGCAAUACUUCCAAAUGCUAUUGGAUCAAUGAAAUCUCUAAUGAUCUUUAGGAAUAAAGAUCACUUCAUUACUUGUUCGAAUCUUCGGCUGCGGAAAAGAAUUUCGAAUAUCAAGUCAAUUUAUUUCCCAAAGCUAGAAAGAUUGAGGUUACACGGUGCCAUCAAUCCAACAGAAAUUGCUACUCUACGAUACCUUGAUAUUUUCUGUGGGAAGUUUGAUGAGAAAAUCUGGGAUUUGCAAUGGGUACAUAAUUUGGAAGAGUUUUCCAUUAUCGGUUCCAAAUUAUCUGAAAUCUCAGGCAUAAAUUGCUUGACAGAAUUUAAAUCUUUAAAAAUCUUUACACAGCUGCAAAUACAAAAAGUUAAUAAUUUACACGGUUUAUCGAAGCUCACUAACCUAGACUUAUCCCUGAAUCGUAUAAAAGAAAUCCUCAUGGAUUUCUCUGAGUUUCCUGAGCUAAGAGAAUUAAAUCUUUCUUGUAACUAUCUCACCUCCUUGACUAAUUUGACCAAUAUUUUGUCUCUCAUUAAGCUCGAUAUCAGUUAUAAUAGUAUUUCAGAUAUUAUUGAGUAUAAUUUCAGCAGUAAUCACAGCUCACCUGUUACAAAAAUGAGCAGCUCCAGAAGAUUGAUCUCAUUAAGCGGGAUGGCCACUUUUUUGAAUAAGCGCAGGGUUGUUCGAUCCUUUAUCAAAUUUCCAAUUGAGUUUAGGGAUAUUUCAAAAACUCCUAUACUGAAUUAUCCCAAGCUACAAGAAUUGAAUAUCUCUCAAAAUAAGUUCUCCUCGUUGCAUAAUUUUCGCAACCUUCGAUCUCUCACUAAGCUAAAUGCCAAAUCCAAUUGCAUUAAACAUAUUCCUAGAUUGAAUUAUCCGAACCUUUGGGAAUUGGAUGUGUUUCUGAAUCAUCUCGGGUCCUUAGAUGGAAUAUGUAAUUUUCCAACCCUUACUGAACUAAAGGUUUCUCCAGGCCAGGUUGAGAAUCUUUCAAACAUCGGGCAUCCAAAUCUCAGAAUCUUAAGUGCGAAGUUUUGUGAGAGGUUGCAAUGUCCAAAGUGUUCACGGAUUUUAAAUUUUUUAGGCCCAGAGAACUUCCCGGCUCUUGAGAAGUUUAGGACUUGA
Molecule: messenger RNA, 1623 nt
Organism: Saccharomycopsis crataegensis
Lineage: Eukaryota; Fungi; Ascomycota; Saccharomycetes; Ascoideales; Saccharomycopsidaceae
Product: leucine-rich repeat domain-containing protein
Exons: 2
Coding region: 1-1623 (540 amino acids)
Molecular function (GO): protein binding
Source: RefSeq, a predicted model, not a curated record